This is a messenger RNA of Diversispora eburnea, 1737 nucleotides long. NCBI's taxonomy places the organism in Eukaryota, Fungi, Glomeromycota, Glomeromycetes, Diversisporales, Diversisporaceae. The record is from the annotation of a GenBank genome assembly.
AUGGGUAAAACUAGAAGUAGUAGAUAUUCAAAUAUCUACGAAUUUACAGAUAAUAUCUUAUUAAGUAUUUUUAAAGAAUUAUCAGAUCCCGAAUUACGUUCUUGUAUAUUGGUGAAUAAAUCUUGGUGUAAUGUGGCUUUACCUUUACUUUGGGAAGAUCCAUUAUCAUGGGGAGCUCCGAUUAUAGAAAUUUAUUUGAAUUUUUUAUCAUCAGAACAAAGAAAAUCCAUUUCAAAAAUUGGAGUUUAUUUACCUAAUUUACCAAAAAAUUCAAAACCUAUUUACUAUUAUCCAGAAUAUAUUAAAAAAUUUAGUUAUAACGAAUUACAUGAGGCAGCAUAUUCUUGGCUUCUUGAAAGUAGAAAUAUUUCUAAAGCUUAUAAAGAUUUAUUUGAUAAAAGUUUUAAUCAAUUGGAAUCGGAUUAUAAUCCAAAUUUAAAAAUAAUAAUUAAGAUGAUGACAAGUUUAAUGUAUCAUUUAAUUAAAUUAUUAUUUCUUUCAUCCAAAGGAUUUGAAAUGAUUGAUUUAUCAACUUCAUAUAAAAGUGUAGGAAUUCCACCAGUAUUAGUGAAAAUACCGGAUAUGUUAAAGAUAGUAUUUACAGAUUUAAAACAUUUAAAAGUACAUACGAAUUAUGCGGAUAGUAAGGUUACAACGGAAAGAUUAGAUUCAGCCAAUAAAUUAUUUACAAAGAUAGUAGAAUAUUGUAAUAAUUUAGAAUAUCUUGAUGCCAAAGAUUAUUCAAAUGAAAAGAAUGAAAUGAGACAAUUAUUUAGAUUGGUGGGAGUUCAAAAGAAUCUGAAAUUUUUUACAGCCAGAAAUUUUGAACUUUGGCCUAAUUUAAUGGUUAAUUUAGGUGAAGCAACACAGAAUAGUUUAGUAUCUUUUAAUUUAUCUGGAGUUCCAAUUGAUAUUCAUUUAUUGGAAUAUUUGUCUCAUUAUAAUAAUAAAUUAUCUACCGGAUCAUCUUCCAGGUCAUCAAUUACAUUAAUUACUGUCAAAGAAUUAUACUUUUAUAAAAAUAGACUCGAAUCAAAUACAUUAAAAUCAAUAUUAAGAUUGGUGGGAAAAAAUUUGAAAAGUUUAACCGUAGUUAAUAAUAAUACAGAAGCAAUUAUUCAAGGAAUUAAUAAAUUUUGUCCAAAUCUUAAAUAUUUGGCUUUGACAAUUUAUUCAGAUACCAAAUUUUCAACAUUUACGGAUUGGUUAACUAUUUCAAAAUUAGAAACCUUAAUAUUAGGAACUUUACAAUCAAAUAUUCAUUAUUUUUCUGAUUUACCACAAAUUGAAUUAGGGGAAAUUCUUAAAGAUUUAGGAAAUCAUUUUCCGAUUUCAUUAAAAUGUGUAGAUUUUGAUUUUGAAAUUACCCCUCAUCAAUUAGAAAUCUUUUUACAACGUAGUAAUCAAGUUUUUGAAGAAUUAGGAUUACAUCAAGCAUCCGGAUUAGAAGAUAAACAUUUAAAGAUUAUUAAGAAUCAUGCGAAAUUAACCAAAAAAUUAAUAGAAGUUACAUUUGAUAGAGUUUAUUGGAUAAUUGGAGAUGAUAUAAAUGAAGAAAAACCUGAUCGAUCAUUUUUUUCUAAUAAAUCUUUAGCUGAUGCAGAGAAAUAUAUUAAAACUAUUACUUCAACUUCAAUUGAUCCUUUCAUUGAUCCACUUAAAAAAUUAUUUAGAGUUCAUGAUAUAGAAGUAAUGGAUACUGAAGAUAUGAUUAAAAAUGAAAUUGAAGAUUGGUAA